CUCAUCCUCAACGUCGACGGCUGCAUCGCCGUCUGCUUCGUUGACCUCCCGCGCGACUCCGGCGCCCUCACCCCUGAAGAAGCCGACGAAUACUUCAAGAUCAGGACGUUCAACGGGCUCGUCGUCCUAAGCCGCAGCAUCGCUUUCACCGGGCACCAUCUCAACCAGAAGAGGCUCCGUGCGCCGCUUUACAGAUACCCUGCGGGUGGUAUUUUCAUUUAUAUUGCGAAUUUGAGUCAGCCGAGGGUGUUGGGGAAGAUGCAGCAAGCGUCGUUGCGUUGA
This is a messenger RNA of Suillus clintonianus, 282 nucleotides long. RefSeq lists its product as uncharacterized. The record is from RefSeq and is a predicted model, not a curated record. Gene Ontology annotation, molecular function: ATP citrate synthase activity. Lineage: Eukaryota; Fungi; Basidiomycota; Agaricomycetes; Boletales; Suillaceae. The transcript has a single exon. Gene Ontology annotation, biological process: fatty acid biosynthetic process; acetyl-CoA biosynthetic process; tricarboxylic acid cycle. The annotation marks the transcript as partial. Gene Ontology annotation, cellular component: cytosol.